Thecamonas trahens ATCC 50062 is the source of this 1296-nucleotide messenger RNA. RefSeq lists its product as uncharacterized. Bases 1 to 873 code for a protein of 290 amino acids. The record is from RefSeq and is a predicted model, not a curated record. Lineage: Eukaryota; Apusomonadida; Apusomonadidae. The transcript has 2 exons.
AUGUCAUCGGGUCAUAGAGGCGGCGUGAGGCUGACGGCAGAGGCCGAGACCGACUUCUUUGGGGUGGCGAGACGGCCAACCGAGCCGUGGGGCAAGCGCUUGGCUGGGUGGUUCACCAACAAGGGCUCGCUCUCCAACAUGGCCACCUUUUCGGCCAUGAUCCUCGGCCUCAUCAUCGUGGCGUCUACCCCGGGCGGCGUGCCCGAUCGCAGAAAAGUGACCUGUCCGCCGGACGCUGUCUCGGGCUCCAACGUCUUUGGCCAGUACAUCCUCGCCUUUGGCCUCUUUGGCUUUGCCGGCGGCGUCACCAACUGGCUCGCCGUCAAGAUGCUGUUUGACAACGUGUGCGGCUUGCCGGGCUCGGGCGUCAUUCCCAAGCGCUUCCGCGAGAUCCGUGCCUCCAUCAAGGACAUGUUUCUCAAGACUUUCUUUGAGCGCCGCUUCCUCGAGAACUACCUCGAGCAAAAGGCCGGCCAGUUAACAGCCUCUAUCAACAUCGAAGACAAGAUCCAGGCUCUGCUCGAGUCGCCGCAGGUCGACGCCAUCAUCGACUCCAAGCUCGGCAUGAUGCUGGCCAUGCUCGGCAUCGACCCGGCCUCGCUCAAGCCCAUCAUCAAGCCUUUUGUUCUCGACAUGGGUUCGGACAUGGCCCCACUGCUGAUGGACAUGUUUGACGCAAACUCCAUGCUCAACGUCGACACCAUGCGCGAAGAGGUUGAGCAGAUGAUGGACGUCAAGCUCCAGGAGCUCACACCCGAUGCCGUCAAGCGCCUCAUCGAGGACGUCAUUCGUGAGCAUCUCGGCUGGCUCAUUGUCUGGGGCAAUGUCUUUGGCGGCGUCCUCGGCCUCCUCUCGCGCGCGCUUGGCUACUAGUCGCUCGCGCCGCCCUCGGCUGCAAACUUGGCCGCAAACGCCCGAAAGUUGGCCGUCGGCCGCCCUGUGCUGUUGCACAGAACCGCAAAGACGACGAGUUCAAAAACUCCGGCAAACCGCGGCGAGCGCAGCACGUCUGCAAACACAGCAGCCACCUCGUCAGCUGGGUUCUUGAACACUCCGCACCCAAACGCGCCAAGCACAAUGUGCCUGUGCCCAUGGACGGCCAUCAUGGCCAGCGCCCGCUCAAUCCUUCUCACAAGCGCCGCCUUGCACUCGCCACUCCGGUUCUUGCCCAGCCGCCCGCGAUUUGGCGCUGCGCUCGAGACAAACGACAUUACCUUGAGCUCGGAGCUGCUAGCGAUGAGCCUCCCGUUCGGGUACCGGAAGACUGGGACCUGCGGAACGUAAAGUGCGUGGUCG